UUUCCUAAGAAACACAAAAAUACAAUGGAGAAGAUGUUAUAUGUAGUUCCCACCAAAAGUACCUUCAUCUUUCAUACCAAAUUUUUCAAGCUUCGCAAUACAAAACUGUUUAUUAUUGUUAUUAUGAUUAUUAUGCUUUCCAUUAUUGUAUCAUCAAUAUCGGCAGCAUAUGCAUCAGCAGAAAUAUUAAGUUCGAGGAAACACUAUUCAAGUAGAAGGCAGUAUAAUAAACUUUCCCACAUCGUGUGAAUCUCUGUUGCCGAUCCAUCACGAAGUUAUAAAACGUGAAAGACAACAAGAAUUACAUCAUUCGCUGUAUUCUCUGAGAACGCGCACGUUCGUUUACCGAGUACGAACCACAGUGAACUUGAACUCAAACAUUAAGGAGGAAGCGUUUGUUGCUUGAGAAACCAUAAAGUUAAUCGGAAACGGCUAAUAAUCAAUUUCAAACAUUUGUGCAAUAAGCGAUGAUAUAAUAAACGGAGUUGAGUUACUGUUUAUAAAAGGUGAAUUUCUUUAAAUAUUCGUGGGCAACCUCAAAACUUGAAAAUGAAUGUUGAAGAGUUUAGAUGUCGCGGAAAAGAAAUGGUGGAUUAUAUUUGUUCAUACCUCAUCAAUGUUGAAAAAAAAAGAGUUACUCCCAAUGUAGAACCAGGAUAUUUGAGGAAUUUAUUGCCAGAAGAAGCGCCCCAAGAGCCUGAAGAUUGGGAAGCUAUUAUGAGUGACCUCGAUGAUAAAAUAAUGCCUGGAAUAACCCACUGGCAGCAUCCUAGGUUUCACGCUUACUUUCCCAGUGGAAAUUCUUUUCCUAGUAUAUUGGCGGAUAUGUUGAGUGACGCAAUAGGAUGUAUAGGAUUUUCUUGGGCUGCCAGUCCAUCUUGCACAGAAUUAGAAACGAUAGUUGUUGAUUGGUUAGCAAGAGCGAUGGGCUUACCAAAUCAUUUCAUAACUUCACAUAGAGGAAGCACUGGAGGAGGAGUAAUUCAAGGCUCAGCAAGUGAAUGUAUUUUGGUCUCAAUGUUAGCUGCACGCAAUCAAGCUAUCAAGCAUCUGAAAAAUAUGAAUCCUGAUAUUGAGGAUAGCGCUUUUUUACCGAAAUUAGUAGGAUAUUGCUCAAGGGAAUCACAUUCUUGUGUUGAAAAGGCUGCUAAAAUACUUUUGGUUAAGUUGAGGAUAUUAGAUCCAGACGAAAAAGGUGCGCUUAGGGGCGGAUCUCUAAAAGAAGCAAUGGAAAAAGAUGCGGCUAGAGGAUUAUUACCAUUUUUUGUAUCAACGACACUUGGUACGACCUCUUGUUGUUCAUUCGAUAAUUUACCAGAAAUCGGUCCGAUAUGUAAAGACACACCUUGUACAUGGUUACAUGUCGAUGGUGCCUAUGGUGGAAAUGCACUUAUAUUACCAGAAUUGAAAUAUCUUCUCAAUGGAUUAGAAUAUGCAGACUCUUUCAACAUAAAUCCCAACAAGUGGCUACUAGUUAACUUUGAUUGUUCAUGUUUGUGGGUGAAAUCCAGAGAAAGACUUACUCAUGCAUUAGUGGUAGAUCCGCUUUAUCUACAGCAUGCUAAUGCCGAUGAAGCAAUAGAUUACAGACACUGGGGAAUUUCUUUGAGUAGAAGAUUCAGAGCCUUAAAACUUUGGUUUGUAAUAAGGAAAUAUGGUCUCUCUGGGUUACAAUCAUAUAUGAGGAAUCAUAUCAGGUUGGCAAAAAAUUUUGAAAGCCUCAUUCUCAGAGAUAACAGAUUUGAAGCGAUGAAUGAAGUGAAAUUGGGCUUAGUUUGCUUUCGCCUUAAAGCAAGUGACAUAGUAAAUCAAAACCUAUUGGCUAUUAUUAAUGCUGCAGGAAAGCUGCAUAUGAUUCCUUCUAUGGUUAAAGGAAAAUAUGUUAUUAGAUUUUGUGUUACCCAUGAACAUGCCAAAGAUGACGAUAUAGAUAUAGCUUGGUCAAUAAUUGAUAAGCAUGCUUCCAGAUUAAUAAAUGUGGGAAAAGAAAUAUUUAUAAGACCUCCUCUCACGAGACAAAAAUCAAAAAGAUUUUCCUUCACAAGAAGUGUGUCAAAGGAACUUUACAAGAGAUCCAUCAGUAAAUCAAAUCUGCAUGAUGGUGCAACACCUAUUUUAGUAGCAGAUUCUGAUGAUGAGAGUGAAGAAUGUAGUAGAGACAUCUUGAAUGAAUUGGUUAUAACUUCGACCAAUUUAGAUGAAGAUGAUGAAGUAUUCAUCGAAGAAGAAUAGGAAGGCUUGAAGAAAAUACUAAGAAUUUCAGACGCAUAGUCCCCAUUCCUUGCAAUUUUCCAUCGGGAAGAUGUGUGUGAAGUUGGCCCACCACUUAUAGAUUUUCGAAAUGUUUGUGCUGAAUUGAUCUUCUAAAUCAGAACAUAUGCAAAAGUUGUGCUAGAAGUGUACUAACUUUUGUAGCGUAGAAAAUUUCACGAAAGUCCCACCAAUUUUCCGAAAUACAAUUGACGUCAUAAAAAUACAACUACAAACGCUUUGCAGCUACAAAGUAUUCGCUCAGUGAAUAUGGCUCAAUAUCAAUAACACAGUUUCUCAGUCUUUUUUUGAAAAUAUUAAUGUUAAGUAAAAUUCUUGAAUUAUUUAAUGCAUUGGAUAAUUUUAUGCCCAUGUAAGAUGGAUGUUUUUCUGUUAUCGAUAAUCUGUGAAUAGGACAAACCUGCACCAGGUUUGCUGAUCUUGUGUUAUAAUUAUGAUGAAUAGCACAGUUAUUCAAGUAGAGUGCAGUAGAUUUCGAAAAUCUCAUAAAUUAAGCUUAAUUAAUUGUCAUAUGUAUAUCUUAUGACUAAUAAAGAGGUUAUUAUUA
Molecule: messenger RNA, 2818 nt
Organism: Coccinella septempunctata (seven-spotted ladybird)
Lineage: Eukaryota; Metazoa; Arthropoda; Insecta; Coleoptera; Coccinellidae
Product: tyrosine decarboxylase-like
Exons: 2
Coding region: 550-2232 (560 amino acids)
Biological process (GO): amino acid metabolic process
Molecular function (GO): pyridoxal phosphate binding; carboxy-lyase activity
Source: RefSeq, a predicted model, not a curated record